Molecule: messenger RNA, 521 nt
Organism: Oppiella nova
Lineage: Eukaryota; Metazoa; Arthropoda; Arachnida; Sarcoptiformes; Oppiidae
Source: the annotation of a GenBank genome assembly
AGUGCAUGACACCACUGAUUUGCAACCAAUGCAUGACUUUUGAUUUUUCCAUAAUUAAUUCAUUUCUAUUAGUGUACUAAUUGAUAAUUAAGUGUAACUUAAUAUCUAAAUUGUGUUUCGCAAAAAGUGUCAUUAAUUUCUAUAUAAAACUCAUUCAAAGUUUUGUGUGUCGUUUGCGAAGCGUUUGCUUCAAAUAGGAGUUGCAUUGCAUUGAACUCCAGUGUUUGGAUUAUCCGGAUCAUUGUGAACAGCUUUCAAUGCAGUCUAAUCUCCAAAACCAUAGCUCCAGUUAUCAUAUGAAUAAUAUGGGAACCGCUAACUCGAUGGCCGUACCCACCAAUGAGGCCAAUGACCCCAACUAUAGUUUUGCCGAUACUAUUAAGGAGAUCAACGAUUUGUUGUUCACAUCCAUGGCCACCAAUGAUCACACAUUCACCACAAACAUGACCCCUCAAUACACCGGUAGUUCCUCUCAAUACACGGGUCAUCAGACCCAACACUUUCUCGUCCAGCAGUUCCCU